AGCACAUACACUGUCAGCCCGGCGAAUCGAAAUAGCGUCCGCGCCUGUCUCAUCGAUCUGCCCCGGGUUGUUACGUUACAUGCUUUCCUUUUUUUCUCUCAAGGUUGCAGUAGCUUCACGCGGGGUGCUGUGCAUCUUUUGAUAUCUUGUGCAACCUGCCAACUUCACCUUCAUCACCUGACGAAGAGGCCAGGACCACAACUUCUGGAUCAGGCUGAGAGGGCCACUUGAGCCAGAAACGAGAGAUAAUUACAUAGCAAACCCCGGCUUCACCCACUCACCAGGAGUCAACAUCUUCUCUCCCCACCAAGUCUCUAAAACAACCUCCACUCCUCCACCACAUUACCAUUGACAUCACUUUUACAUACGCAUCGUGAUCCACCAUCAACCCUCAGAACAUUGUCAACUUCAACCACUCACCCAGAAUGUCCAAACCAAACUACCUCGAGUCCCUCGAACGCGACGGCUUCGUCCUCAUCCCCUCGGUCCUAACCCCGGCUCAAAUCACCACCCUCCGUACCGCCAGCAAAGAAACUAUCGACCUCGCUCGCUCGGGCAACUGGGCCUGGGUCCGCACCCUCCCCAAGCAAUUCCCACCCUGGAACAUCGAGCCGGGAGUGAACCCGGCAGCCGGUGGGAUCUGGGGCGUGCAAUUUCUCAUGCACCCAAAACUGCCUAACUCCCCAACCUUCAUCAAGAAUUACUUCUCCUCCGCAAUCAUCGAUGUUGUGAAGCAGCUUCUGGAAUGCGAGGACGAGGAUUUGGUGAUGGAGUUGUUCAAUCUGUUGAUUCGACCCGAUCGCGAUUUUGAAUUGCGGUGGCAUCGGGAUGAUAUCGAGGCUACGGCGACGGCGGAGGAGGAGCUUGAGAGACUGAAGGAGCCGGCGUGGCAUGCGCAGUGGAAUUUGUCGUUGUACGAUGAUGACAGCCUCAUUGUUGUUCCUGGCAGUCACAAGCGUGCCCGAACAGACGUGGAGCGGAACGCAGACCCAUUUGCGAAGGAUAUCCCGGGAGAGAUCAAAGUGCAGAUGAAGGCUGGAGAUGUGGUGUUCUACAACAACAAUAUUCUGCACCGAGGGGCGUAUGUUAGUAGCCAGGAGAGAAUGACGCUGCAUGGAAGUAUGGGCCAUGUUGGAGGCAGCAAUCUCAGAGCAAGAAAUGUGCUGCAGCAUGGAAUUGGGGAGUGGGUUUCUGAUAUCGAUUUGAGUGUCCUGGGUGAGAAGGACCAAAAAAGAGCUGAAGACAUGCGGGAGAGGUUGCUGAGUAUGGGACAGUAUGAUGAGAAGACGAUGGGUUACUCGUUGAAUGGAUGAGGUACGGAUCGCUCUUAUUCUCACUUACUUCGCCGUCACCAUUUGUCAAAUAUUGCCUGGAUUCACCCAUAUCACAGUUGCACAAAAAGCUUUACCUCACAUGUCGAAGGCAAUGGAUCUUUCGUUCUCACCAACCCGCGAGUCCGCUUUUGUCACGUGAUCACAUGCUUAACUUUCAUCCAUUCCCCAGUGUCGUCGAUCCGCGCCGAACAAAGGCCCUUGAAAGUUCAGUAAUCAUUUUGAAGUCAUU
Molecule: messenger RNA, 1563 nt
Organism: Hyaloscypha bicolor E
Lineage: Eukaryota; Fungi; Ascomycota; Leotiomycetes; Helotiales; Hyaloscyphaceae
Exons: 1
Coding region: 426-1313 (295 amino acids)
Source: RefSeq, a predicted model, not a curated record